Messenger RNA from Caenorhabditis auriculariae, 1100 nucleotides. The record is from the annotation of a GenBank genome assembly. Lineage: Eukaryota; Metazoa; Nematoda; Chromadorea; Rhabditida; Rhabditidae.
AUGAGACGGAACGAAGAAGAUCGCAGCCACGACCACUAUCGGCACGGCUAUCCGCGUCGACGACACAACGAAGGUCCUCGGCAUUCACGGCCCUGGGAAGAUCGGCUUCGUCCAAUUCGACAGUCCAACCACUUCGGCCUUCCGAAUGGACAGCGCGCUCGUGCCGGUGGAAACUUACCUCAGCAGCAGUUAGUUUGGGUUUUGGGAUGGUUUUGUGAAAACUGUUCGAAAUCAGCCUUUCUAAAGGAAAACGCAAUUUUUAGAGUGCCGGUGGCUCAAAACCAAGGACCGCCACUCAGAGAGCGAGGACAGGACAGAGGUCCUCGUCACAUAGAAGUGAUGCUCGAGAGGAUAGUCGCCAACCAACAAGAACUACCGCCGAUGCCUCAAGACGACGUCCAAGUACAGCGCCUUAUCAACCAAGCCGUCCGUGAAGUCAAUCGUCCGGUUUAAAGACUCUCAGUGCCGCUGAAAUCCUUUUUGAAGGCAAUCCAAAGAAAUCGCGAGCGUCCCAGCGAAGGAAUCAAGAUGCAGACGGCCAUCGAACUCGACCAGCGUGAAAUAAAUUGCUGGGAUGAACUUGAAUGUUUGUUUUCCGGCUCUCGGAUAAGCUGUUAGGUCUGUUCUAGCCGACAUGAGCUCGAAAAACUUGCGCUUCGGCAGUUCUCCUCCAGGCGAAGUCGAUUUCCCAGCAUCAGUUGAGCGACUAUUUUUGGAGAAGCUACUUACUCAAUUUGAGAACUUGGACAGCGUGGCUGGUUUGCGCAUGUGGGAUCAAGAGCGAACGAUGGCCGAAGCGAGGGAAAGCCUUUCGCCUGACUCUCAGGCUCCCAUACAUCCAUUCUCAUUAAUAUUGUUUUUUAUUUGCAGAAUUCUCCAAUUGACAUCCGACGGUUACUGGAGCGCGUGGAAGCACAUUUAAAUUUUUCUGAAUCGGAUUACUUAGUGGUAAAGCUUUCAAUUAUUUUUUGAGAAAUGUAACAAAUAUUCAGAUCACCCAAACUGAAAAAGAGCUGCAAGAUAGGUUGGAUAAGCUGAAGAAGGACUUGGAAAAGAUCGACGACUUGCUUCUGCGCAUCCAAAGCAUCUCCAUUUCCUGA